AUGAUUGACUCGUCCGAUUGGCAGGAACGAGUAAAAUGGCAAGAGCCAACUUUAGCCCCACAAGUGCGGCUACCACAAUUGGAGGUACACCACGGUUAUCGCUUCUUUGUGCUGGACCACGAGGAUGUUAUUGCUGCGGCUGAAAGGAGAUUCAAGAAAUUAGGAGUUGAGGACCCGUGGUGCGUGAUCGAUAUCUACGUUACCAGCUCAGAAGGGGCCUGUCAACAACGGGAAGAACUUAUUCGCAGCCUCCAAGAGAGCUAUUCAAACGACCAUUUCCCCUCGGACGGUCGAAUCUAUCAAAAAAUCCGCUCUUACCAAGGCUAUCCGAACAUAGCGAUAGCUAAUACGGCAGCUGAAAAUUACUGGUGGGCUGUCUUGGAAAGCUCCCCAGGGAGCAGAAAAGGGGGUAGAAGCAAAAAAGGGGCCUAUCUACGAUCAUUACUGAACAAUGAGACUUUACGCCAGAGCUUUGAUGAUCUUCUUCCGAUUGAGGGUCUUUGGGAUGGCAUGAACAUUGGUGUAUUACACAAGUUGAUGGCGAUGAAAUGUGACGAGCCAAUCAUAUGUUAUUUGGGAAAGAUUAAGCAGACGUUUUACAAUCUCGCGGGACAAGACCAAGCCAUUUUAGCAGACUUUGAUGCAGAGACAAUCAUGAAGAUCAAAUCACUCGCACCAAAAAUCUCCAAGGGUGAUCUUGAGUACUUAAAUGGGAUGGAAAAUGAAUUAUUUCCAGCAAUCGCGGAUUCUGCCAACCGUGGUCAGAUUCUUAAUCGGUUGCGAGACAUCGACUUUCCAAUUCUCACACUUGAGACUUUUUUCCAGGACAUACUAUAUCUUGACGUAUGCCAAAGAGCCAUGCGACAGCUAUGCAUCAAACAGCCUGAAAGGAAACACAAACGGAAGAAGACUAACCAGGAUGAACUGGAGAGAACGGCUCCUACCAUUGAUAAGACCUUGCGAAGCCAGUAUAACAACCUCUCGGAAGGCGGUAUAGUUCCAGCCUCGGACCAAGAAGAGUGGUUGAAAAGGGACCUUUGCGACUUAUGGCGAUUCAGUUUUCAGUACGCUUUUGAGAUGACGACAAUCAAGGAGCACCGCCGCCGUAAACCUCGAAAGCGCGUUGACAUUGAGCGCGCCACUAGACUAGGUCUGCACGAACGACCUAAUGACUUUGACGUACAGGUCCUUGGGCAUCACUUUCUCUGGCUAGCGCAUCAGCGCGGAUUCAAGGUUCCGGCCGACGAUGAAAACCAACUACAAUAUUUGGAACUGCCGCGUGUUAUGCCGAGUGACUUCCCACCCGUCAAUGAAGAUGUCAGUCUGGAAAGGCGAAGCGGAAACCCAUUCACAGACUCAGUGAACGCGGACCGUUUUGCGCUAUCGAGAUCGUCAUUACAGAGCCCUUGUAACUAUGACCGGGUCAGCGCAGGCUUCGUGCGACGUUCUGUUUUUAACGCCUUCUUUGAGUAUAUUUAUUCUGGAAUACCAGAUAGUCCAGCUCCAUCUCCACCCCCUGCCGCGGCCGAGUCACCCCCAGAUGAAAUCGAUAUCCUCCUUGCAGAUAUCGAGUUUGGGAUGGAAGCAGAUGCUAGACAUGACAGCUCGCUCGCUGGUUCUGGAUCUGCGUAUGUGCCACAUGCGACGGUCCAUAAUGCACCACAACACCCACCGCAAGACGUACACAGUUUUCCUGGGCCCGAUAAUUGGGGCCAGCAAGGCAGUAACCAAUGGGGCAGACAAGCAAUAACUCCUGUAUUCAGGAUUAUAAUCGAUGACGGGACAACCACGGAGGUGCUUUUGUUGCCGAACGACAUCGAAUUUCUGAGAAAGUUUUUUGAGGGGCUAGAUGCUCACAGAUUCCACAUUUCGAGUUCAGAUGAUAUGUCUAGAGGUUUAUCAUGGGAUGAUUGCUUCUGGUAUUAUGACAGGCACCCUGAUAAAAUGCUGUGUGCGUCUUACCUUGGAAAGUACAAUCAAAGUUCAACUGGCGGCAAAAUAACAAAUGAAGAACGAUCAAAUGAUAUGAACUGGUUGGAAAGCGAAAAGCUUGAGAUCAGAGGGUAUACUUCGAGAAAUCUCUAA
Penicillium hordei is the source of this 2085-nucleotide messenger RNA. RefSeq lists its product as uncharacterized. Bases 1 to 2085 code for a protein of 694 amino acids. Lineage: Eukaryota; Fungi; Ascomycota; Eurotiomycetes; Eurotiales; Aspergillaceae. The transcript is spliced from 3 exons. The record is from RefSeq and is a predicted model, not a curated record.